CUGACUGGGCUCGCCUCGAGCGACCUGCUGCCGCCGUGGGUGGAGGGUGCUGGGGGCAGGUGGAGCCCCGCGUGCCCAGCUGAGAUUUCAGGGGUGGGGGCUCGGAGAGCACCGCGGCAAUUAAUGGAUGCCUGGAAGUUGAUAUACAUACAUAUUCAGAAAUGUUUUGCCACCUGAGACCUGUGAGGAGGUUAUGUCUAGAGAAGAUAUUUUCACCCUGGUUUGUCUACUCAAGAGCUUUAUCAGCAGCCGAAGCAGUCAACGCUUUGAGGCCUUUCUAUUUUGCAGUACAUCCAGAUUUCUUUGGACAGCACCCCAAAGAAAGGGAAAUCAAUGAAAAUUCUCUCAAGAGAUUAAGUGUCUACUUAGAAAACCUCCAGAAGCCAGGCUUCAAGUCUUUGAAACCAACUCAGCUUAUGUUUUAUGUAAGAGGAACAGACCAGAAUUCCUCUGAUGGCCACGAACCAUUUAGUACUUCCGGAUUUCGAGCAGUCAAAUUUACUUUGCACACCAGAGAUCUGCUAAGCACAGUGUUAUAUAUUCUCAACUCCUGCAGUUUAUCUAUUGAACAUAUCCAAAGCUCGAAUACUAAUGUGCAUUCCCAGCCACUCAAAGAAGCUAAAAGGAUGUCUGACAGGCCCAUCAAAUGGGACAAGUCUUACUACUCCUUCACUGGAUUCAGGGACCCUGAUGAAGACCUUGAACAAGUCUCCAGAAUGGAAACAACCCUAACAUCCUGGUUAGAUAAUAACGGAAAAAGCGCUGUUAAAAAGUUGAAACAUAGUUUGCCACUUAGAAAAGAACUAGAUCGUUUAAAAGAUGAACUGUCUCAUCAAUUGCAACUGUCAGAUAUCAGGUGGCAGAGGAGCUGGGGCAUCGCCCAUCGCUGUAGCCAGCUGCACAGUUUAGGCCGAUUAGCACAACAGAACUUGGAAACACUUAAGAAAGCAAAAGGAUGCACAGUCCUGUUCACAGACCGUUCUGGCGUGAGUGCAGUGGGCCAUGUGAUGCUGGGAACGAUGGAUGUCCAUCACCACUGGGUGAAGCUUUUUGAAAGAUUGCCAAGUUAUUUUGACCUUCAGAGGAAGCUGAUGCUUUUAGAAGACCAAAUAAGCUAUCUUUUAGGUGGCAUACAAGUUGUUUAUAUCGACGAAUUACAGCCAGUAUUGACACUUGAAGAAUAUUACUCUCUUCUUGAUGUGUUCUAUAAUAGGAUACUGGAAAGUAGAAUGCCUUUUCACCCUCAAAGUCUGCGUGGUUUACAAAUGAUCCUUAACAGUGACAGAUAUGCUCCAAGCCUGCAUGAACUCGGGCAUUUCAACAUCCCAGUACUCUGUGAUUUAGCAAAUCUCCAAUGGUUUAUUCUCACCAAAGCUCAGCAGGCAAGAGAGAACAUGAAAAGAAAGGAAGAGUUAAAGGUUAUUGAGAAUGAAUUGAUACAGGCUUCAACAAAGAAAUUUUCCCUGGAGAAGUUAUAUAAGGAGCCCAGCAUUUCUAGUAUACAAAUGGUGGAUUGCUGUAAGAGACUUCUAGAACAAUCACUGCCUUAUCUACAUGGGAUGCACCUGUGUGUUUCACAUUUUUACUCUGUUAUGCAAGAUGGAGACCUUUGUAUUCCUUGGAAUUGGAAGAAUGGAGAAGCCAUUAAGUAACAGAAAUCUAUUUUUAUUUUUUUAAAGAGAUAAGAAAGAAACUGUUAAAUUAAACUUAUUUAAAUCCUCAAUUUGAUAUAACAGUAUUAUUUACAUAGUACAAGAACAAAGUUUCUAACUGCUGCUUUAAAAGUAGACAUUUCUAAAACAAUGAAUUUCUUCUAGGAAACUUGUUUUAAAAAGGUUUUAUCUCCCAGCCUUAUAGUGUUGAUUGGCAAAACUAAGUAAAAAGAGUUUAGAGUGAAUAUAUUUAUAGUGAUACGUAAAUGAAGGAUUUGACAAGAGUGAUAUAUUUUUGUAUGAGGGAACGUUGGUUUGGGGCUGGGCAAGUUUGUGUGUGUAAAUAUAAUCAGGCCCCGUGUCCAGAGUAUAGCUCAGAAGUAACGGAGCUCAUUUCUACAUGUAACAUGAUGCAACGUGCAUCUUUAUAGUUACAUCUCAUGUAUACACACACACACACACACGUAUUUUGCAGCCAGAAAUGGACACUUGAUGUCCAAAACCAAUGAUUGAUAGAUAGCAAAAAUUGGAUAACCAAAUUUUUCCUAAGAGACUAGAGGGGAAAAAAAGCAGUUGAAUAUAUGAUAUUGACUUUGUCAUAAGCCAUCUGAUAACCAACCAGUUUAUUAAAAUCUUCAGUGACAGAGAAUUUAGAUUUAAAUUCAUAAUUUCUCCCGUUCAUUAAAAUAUUGUAACUGUUGGUAGCAUGAAACCAACAGACCGGUAGUAUUUUGAAUCAUUUAAUGAGGUGACCCAUUUGUUUUCAUGGGCAAACACUAUCUAGGAAAAUUCUCCCAAAGAGCUCUAGGAAGUAGAAUCAAGUAUAAAAUGGUGCAGACCAUUUGGGAUUUCUGUCGCUGCUCUCAACUCUUCCUGUGCCUACCAGUGUUUGAAAUGCUUGUUAGCUCUGGCCCAGGUAAGCCCUCUGGGUCACCUCUCGUUCAUGCCAUACAGCUCAGCCUCACAUGGUUUAUGGCGUCCCCAGCAGAGUCGAGGGACCUGGUCUCUAGACUCAGGGCUUCCCUCUCCGCAGAUACACCCCCAGAUUCCUUAGGGCAUAUUUUUAACCAGCUUGAAACCUCUCCGGCUCAUUUCUCAAGAAGACAGAGUGAAUCCUGGUUUAGGAUGCCAUUUUUGGGACUCUUGCUGCUGAAGAAAUCAGAAAGGAAUUUUUUCUGAAAUUCAUUAGAAAGUAAAGGAGAUGUUAUGAUCAGUUUUGAAGUAUGUUUUAAAUUUAUCUAAAACGCUGUUCAAGUUUAAAUUCAAAUGUGUGUUCUAAAGAAGUAUCGAUUUGUAAUUAUUAUAGUUUGUGCAUAUCAUCCCUUUUAACCUGUGCCUAACAACUAUACUUAAAUUUUGUUUUCUAGUGUAACUUGUUACCUGUAAAGAUUUUCCAGAGCCAAAUAAUAGGAGUGAAAAAUUCCUUAAAGAUUAUAUAAGAAAAUGUAUUAGAAAUGUAUCAGGUUUGGAUUAUGCCAUUUCCAAAAUCAACUAGUAUAGAAUCCUCAGUAAUAUGUUUUGAAUUGAAUUUUGUCUACAAAAUAAUUAUUACCUAAUAAAUAAUACCUACAUCAACC
Molecule: messenger RNA, 3229 nt
Organism: Microcebus murinus (gray mouse lemur)
Lineage: Eukaryota; Metazoa; Chordata; Mammalia; Primates; Cheirogaleidae
Gene: TCAIM
Product: T cell activation inhibitor, mitochondrial
Cellular component (GO): mitochondrion
Source: RefSeq, a predicted model, not a curated record